Messenger RNA from Amphiprion ocellaris (clown anemonefish), 1414 nucleotides. RefSeq names its product protein shisa-like-2A. NCBI's taxonomy places the organism in Eukaryota, Metazoa, Chordata, Actinopteri, Pomacentridae. The record is from RefSeq and is a predicted model, not a curated record. Bases 164 to 670 code for a protein of 168 amino acids. The transcript is spliced from 3 exons.
AGAGGGGAGAGAGAGCAGGCGGGAGCGCGGCGCUGCUCCAGGAUCUCUCUCUGCUUCGCGGUGACUAGAAGUCGCAGCUGCGGGAAAUGGACGGAAGGAGAGCGACUUUUAACGCGCACCGCAACGCGUCUGGCUGUCCGUGUGCGGAUAGUUUGCGGCCGAUAUGAGCUCGGACUGCGAAAGUUACUACACCAAAGAAAACGUGCUCGUGGAGGGAUUCACGUGUCCGAAAGCGGACAGUGACACCACGGCGCUUUUCUGCUGCGGGUUCAGCGACUUGAAGUACUGCUGCGAUGACCCCAACAGCUUCUUCCCCUACGAGUAUGGAUACAUGUGGUGGCUGAGUCUCGGAGCCCUUGUGGGUCUCUCUGUUGCAGCUGUGGUUCUUCUCGCCUUCAUCAUCACUCUGUGUGUCCUCUGCUAUCUGUUCAUCACCACCAAACCCAGAGGUCUGGACAAUGGGCUGCCUCUCCGAGCACCAGGUUCUUCGUCGAGUCCACAGGAACCAGGGCCGAGUCACGGCAGCGCCCCCACUGGUCCUCAAGGCCUCAGGAAACACUUCCUGAGAGGCAAGCUGGACUGUGACAACCAGCCUCCGGACCCCGACCGGCUUUUCCAGCGCUGUUUCAUGGCUACCGUUACAUCAAUCAACGUUGAGGGUCCUACAUAGACUGACCGACUGUUUGUCCUUUUGACCAGCUACUGUAGCAGAGGAUGCAAAUGUGAUUUUAGUUGCGUAACGUUUUGCCUUUAUCAUCUUCAGUUUCACAUAAAUUAUUUGUUAUAUGUGUUUAUGUGAUGUAUUUGUUGCAAAGCAAGACAACACAGAAGUGCUUUUGCUUCUUACAAUCAACAAACUCUAAUUGAAAAGUACUGUUUUGUUGCUGUCCGUAGCAUCACUACAACCAAACAGCAUCACAGGCAGCUUCAAGCCAAAAACAAACAAAUCUUGAAUGCACAACUAUGGGCUUUGAUUCUUUCAACAGUUAAAUAUUUGUAUGUGAUGAAUCUUUAGGGGAGGGAAUUUGCAACAUGUUUGCUGACACGUGUUGAAUGCAGAUCAUUUGAAAUAAAUGGCUUUAAUCAGAUGCUAUUAAAAAAUGUAUUAGUUCCUGUUUCUCGAGAAACUUCCCCAAAGCCCAAAGGCUGUUUAUGCAUUUCAUGUUUCCUGCAAAACAAAGAUGUGGACGUGAUGUGCUGAAGCUGAGAGGCCAAGUAAUUUUGACAAACAAAUGCUAAGUAAAAUGCCCGAACCUCUGGGGACCACUGAGUUUACUCACAGGCUGUGUGUUGGAUUUAUUUGUGCCUAUUCCUCUUAUUUAACCUGCAGCCUCUGCUUGUACAGAGAGGCUAAACUCGGUGUAGAGAGGAGGUGAACAGUGGGAUCAAACUGAAAUAAAAUUGACCUAAUGUA